This is a messenger RNA of Vespula vulgaris, 2162 nucleotides long. RefSeq lists its product as uncharacterized. NCBI's taxonomy places the organism in Eukaryota, Metazoa, Arthropoda, Insecta, Hymenoptera, Vespidae. The transcript is spliced from 6 exons. The record is from RefSeq and is a predicted model, not a curated record. Bases 81 to 1388 code for a protein of 435 amino acids.
ACGACGUCAGAUAUUCACGUGGAGAACGUGGAGAUCGAUUUGUCAACGACAGGAUCAUCAUUGUCAUUAUCUCCGCCAUUAUGUGCCGAAUCCUCGGAAUCCUCGUGUUAUUUUCUACGGUUAGCGUAAUCGUUGCUCAAGACUACGAGAUUUCCGACAUUCAAUGCAGUGGCGCCGGUUCAGCAGCCGAUCUUCUCACAGCGAAAAUUAGAAGACCGAUCGGCUUCAGGGGAGCUCCGUUAUUUGCCGAUGAUAGAUCAGCCAAUCCUCUCAUCGACAUUCAUUGCCAAAUUAGACCGGAUCCUAACGAUCCUCAAGAAGACAACUACUUCCUCAAAGUGACGGAUUUUUCGCGAUGCGGUGUUCUCAAAAGAAACGGAUUCAUUCAUUUACGGAUAUGGUUUCCGGCAUUUCCCGGUGUCGUAAUGCUGGCCGAUCAAGAAUUGAUCCUCAUGUGUCGUCCACCUGAGCCCACAUUGCUUAGGCACAAAGCGGCUGGUUUUGCUGGUACAUUUCCACAUGGUGCUAGAGUAUCCGGUGUAGUAGAGGAGACACCGGGUCGAUUAGAAUACGAAGUUGCUCUUUAUCGCGAAGCUACUGGUAAUAUAUCAGAAUCUAGCGGAUCCCAAACAGUCGAUCAGGCGGUGCCAAUAGGUACAAAACUUCAGUUGAGAGCUCGUAUCAGUCCUGACAGUGCUUGGGGUUACAUAAAACUUUUGGAAGUAACGGUCAGCCCUGAUCCCGAUCAACCGCAUGCUCCAGGGAGCGUUAUCCUUGUUAAAGAUGGCUGUAGAAAUCGAGAUUUCGCAUCGAUCAUUCCUCAUCAACCGGCAAGGUAUCGCGAGAGAAAGAACGAGGUAUUUUUGGAUUUCGAAGCAUUCUUGCUUAGUUCUAUGCGAGAACGAUCUACUUUAUGGAUACACUCGCAAAUAAAAGCUUGUAUGGAACCGCAAGAUUGUCAACCGGAUUUCUGCUUGGAUCUAUUUGAGCCGUCGGGCCAUGGCAAACGAAGAAAACGAAAUGUCAACGAAGAAAUCGACGGUACAUUCUUGCCUAAGAUCGAACGUCUCAUCAAGAGUUACAAUGACUCAACGCCUUUUACGAAAUUCAAAGAGAACAUUGAGUAUACCGUCAUGAUGCCAGACGAUAUUUACAACAAAGUUGCAUCUGGCUUGGAAGGUAGUUGCGGUAGUUUUCUUUACGUGGCUAUUGGAUUAGGUGCAUUAUUAGUUCUAUCGGCCUUCAUUAUGUGUUAUUUGGCUUCUCGUCUUCAUAAUUUAUCUUCAUCAAUCUCGCAAAACAAGUCCAUCGAUGAUCUCGUACGAGAUAGAGCGAGAAAAUAUUGUGACGCGACAUCAGGAUAUACUGGACGGUCUACCGUACAAUAAAAUAAAUCAGUCUAUUUAUUUAUAUUCGAUAAUAUUUUUGAAUAUAACGAGAAAAAGCAAACGUGACGUAGAAAUGUUAGAAAUCGAACGAUGAACACUUAACAUUUGACAAAUACUUAUAUAUGUAUGUAUGCUCGAUGUGUGUAUAUUUAUCUCGUCCGACUUAUUUAUUCAUUCUAUAGAUUAUAUUUUUCACAUAGUCUCAAUGUUUAUUAUAAUAUUUUAUAAAUAUUAAAUAUUCAUCACAGUUAGUUACGAUGGAUUUUCUUUAUCGAUGAAAUAACAUUAUUAUAGCACAUUAUAAAUGUGUCAAUAUGAUACGACUGAUAAUACUUUUAUAGCAUAGUUAUAUUGAUAAAAUAUCAUUCUAAUACAUAAUACCGAAUACCAAGAAUCUUAGGAAUUCUUAGAUUUAAGUUAAAAUAUAAAGAGCGUGUCACAAAUCGAAACGAACAUAGAAAAUUAUUUUAUAGUACAAGCGCUCUGUUUUCUCCUUUCUUUUUGCAUAUGUUCUGAAUAUUCGAAGUAUGCCCGUGUGCAAUGCUAUCACGUGACCUGAUAAAGCGAACGCAAUCGUCGAUCGCCCAUACUUACAUAACAAUCGUAGUAUUUAAGUAUUUUUCCAAAAAUGCAUUUCGUGAUCAAAAUGCAUGAAAAUAUUGGGUUGGUUAAAGGUAAAAAUAAAAUACUUCACCCUUUGUACAUAAAUCUGCACGAUAAUGUAUUAGUUGAGUUGAAUUAAUUUAAUAGAAAAAAAAAAUCGAAAUAUAAAAA